Dufourea novaeangliae is the source of this 642-nucleotide messenger RNA. RefSeq lists its product as uncharacterized. Gene Ontology annotation, molecular function: chitin binding. The record is from RefSeq and is a predicted model, not a curated record. Lineage: Eukaryota; Metazoa; Arthropoda; Insecta; Hymenoptera; Halictidae. Gene Ontology annotation, cellular component: extracellular region.
AUGCUCACCCCAGCUGCGUCAAAUUGGGGGAUCGAUUCGCGUUUUAAACAGCAACCCUCGUGUCAUGUUUCAGAGGGCGUGCGGGACACCGGAGGCGGCGGAGGGGAUCAAGGGGGUGGCAAGGUGUCGAAGAGAGCGAAACCCGUUGACCCGGACGAAGACGUCCACGAGAACAACGAGGACUACUACUACGAGGACGUGGACGAAAGAAACAAUCCGACGAACGAGGCUCCGGCCGUGCCGCCCGGAUUCCUCAGUCCCUCUGUGCGGGAGUACCUCGAUCUCGGUAAAUCGAUACCUGGUCGGCCAGGUACGGACUAUCCGGUGCUAGGCAAAGUACCCUAUUUCUACUGCGACGAGCAACCGUACCCGGGUUUCUUCGCGGACGUUGAGACGAGAUGCCAGGCGUGGCACUACUGCGACAUAGACGGCCGUCAAGCGACGUUUUUGUGCCCGAACGGGACGCAAUUCAGCCAGGCGGUGUUCGUCUGCGACUGGUGGUUCAACGUGAGAUGCGAGCUCAGCCCGAAGUUGUACGCGAUCAACAGCCGGCUGUACGGGAGACCAACGGAGAGCCCGACGCGGCCCCAUCGUCUGAUCACCAAGGAGCUGCUCGAGAACAUCUUCGUGAGACGGAAAUGA